Molecule: messenger RNA, 1393 nt
Organism: Solanum dulcamara
Lineage: Eukaryota; Viridiplantae; Streptophyta; Magnoliopsida; Solanales; Solanaceae
Product: tubby-like F-box protein 7
Exons: 4
Coding region: 108-1280 (390 amino acids)
Molecular function (GO): protein binding
Source: RefSeq, a predicted model, not a curated record
AAAUUUCUGGUCUCUUUUAUUCUCUCUUUCACUCUCUCCAAUUUACAGUUUCACACACAAAAUAAGAAACCAAAAAUACAAACAAAAAAACCAAAAAAUUCAUCAAUAUGUCACUGCGUCGUUCUUUUCUCUCACGAAGAAUCAUCAGUCGAUCUUUUACAUUUUCAAAAUCAUUCAAAGAAUUCAAACUUCCAGAAGCUUCUACGAGAGAUGAUUUCGUUGUUUCGAACAAAUUAGGAGACGAGCAAAGCGGCGCCGCCGUUGAAUCGGAUUCCGGCGAUGCGACGUCGUCGUGGUCGAAUAUGUUGCCGGAGAUUCUGGGAGAGAUAAUACAGAGAGUGGAAGCUUCUGAGCAUAGUUGGCCACUCCGUCAAAACGUCGUCGCUUGUGGAUGUGUGUGUAAGAGAUGGAGGCAAGUUACUGAGGAUGUAGUUGAGUCGUCUCUUCAGGCUGGAAAAAUUACUUUCCCUUCUUGCCUUAAGCAGCCUGGGCCUCGAGACUCUCCUCUUCAAUGUUUCAUCAAACGUGACAAGAAGAACGCAACCUUUUACCUGUAUCUUGCUCUUUCACCCUCGUUAAUGGACCAGGGGAAGUUCCUCUUAGCAGCCCGGAGGUACAGAAAUGGUGCUCACAUUGAAUAUAUAAUAUCUCUUGACGCAGAUGAUUUGUCUCAGAGAAGUAAGGCGUAUGUUGGGAAGUUAAGGUCGGACUUUCUUGGAACCAAUUUUACCAUAUAUGAUAGUCAACCCCCACACAAUGGGGCAAGGCCAUCAAGCAGCCGGUCUUGUCGACGUUUUGCAAGCAAGCAAAUUAGUCCCCAGUUACCAGCUGGUAAUUUUGAAGUGGGAAGUGUUUCCUACAAGUUAAACUUGUUGAAGUCAAGAGGACCAAGGAGGAUGAUAAGUUCACUCAAGUGCCCUUGCCCUGGAGAAGCUGUUAUGGACAAAUCUCAGGAUGCUCCGAAGCAGCAGCAGCCUGGUUCCGCAGAAACCAGCUCCACAGUUCUGAAAAACAAAGCUCCACGGUGGCAUGAGCAUUUGCAAUGUUGGUGUUUAAAUUUCCACGGCAGGGUCACCGUUGCAUCUGUGAAAAACUUUCAGCUAGUUGCAACGAUGGACCAAAGCCAACCUGGUGGAAAAGGUGACGAGGAUACAGUUAUCCUCCAGUUUGGGAAAGUAGGAGAUGAUAUUUUUACAAUGGACUACAGGAAGCCUUUGUCUGCUUUCCAAGCGUUUGCAAUUUGCCUGACCAGUUUUGGUACAAAAUUGGCCUGUGAAUAGAUUCUUAAGAACUGUUGGUAAUAUGCUUUCCUAGUUUGUUUUCUUUUUCUUUGGGUUCACAUUGACACUUUUUAUUUAAUCUAGUAUACUCUACUCAACUUAAUUCUACGUUU